Molecule: messenger RNA, 3044 nt
Organism: Pan troglodytes (chimpanzee)
Lineage: Eukaryota; Metazoa; Chordata; Mammalia; Primates; Hominidae
Gene: DDX54
Product: DEAD-box helicase 54
Exons: 20
Coding region: 12-2660 (882 amino acids)
Cellular component (GO): cytosol; nucleus
Molecular function (GO): ATP binding; RNA helicase activity; RNA binding
Source: RefSeq, a predicted model, not a curated record
ACGCGGCCCGAAUGGCGGCCGACAAGCGCCCGGCGGCCGGACCUCGGUCGCGAGCUGCCAUGGCCCAGUGGAGGAAGAAGAAAGGGCUCCGGAAGCGCCGAGGCGCGGCCUCCCAGGCCCGCGGCAGCGACUCGGAGGACGGCGAGUUUGAGAUCCAGGCGGAAGAUGACGCCCGGGCCCGGAAGCUGGGACCUGGCAGACCCCUGCCCACCUUCCCCACCUCGGAAUGCACCUCGGAUGUGGAGCCGGACACCCGGGAGAUGGUGCGUGCCCAGAACAAGAAGAAGAAGAAGUCUGGAGGCUUCCAGUCCAUGGGCCUGAGCUACCCGGUGUUCAAAGGCAUCAUGAAGAAGGGGUACAAGGUGCCGACACCCAUCCAGAGGAAGACCAUCCCGGUGAUCUUGGAUGGCAAGGACGUGGUGGCCAUGGCCCGGACGGGCAGUGGCAAGACAGCCUGCUUCCUCCUCCCAAUGUUCGAGCGGCUCAAGACCCACAGUGCCCAGACCGGGGCCCGCGCCCUCAUCCUCUCGCCGACCCGAGAGCUGGCCCUGCAGACCCUGAAGUUCACUAAGGAGCUAGGCAAGUUCACUGGCCUCAAGACUGCCCUGAUCCUGGGUGGAGACAGGAUGGAAGACCAGUUUGCAGCCUUGCACGAAAAUCCUGACAUAAUUAUUGCCACGCCCGGACGGUUGGUGCAUGUGGCUGUGGAAAUGAGCCUGAAGCUGCAGAGUGUGGAAUACGUGGUGUUCGAUGAAGCUGACCGGCUUUUUGAAAUGGGUUUCGCAGAGCAGCUGCAGGAGAUCAUCGCCCGCCUCCCCGGGGGCCACCAGACGGUGCUGUUCUCCGCCACUCUGCCCAAACUGCUGGUGGAAUUUGCCCGGGCUGGCCUCACGGAGCCCGUGCUCAUCCGGCUUGACGUGGAUACCAAGCUCAACGAGCAGCUGAAGACCUCCUUCUUCCUCGUGCGGGAGGACACCAAGGCUGCCGUGCUGCUCCACCUGCUGCGCAACAUGGUGCGGCCCCAGGACCAGACCGUGGUGUUUGUGGCCACGAAGCACCACGCCGAGUACCUCACUGAGCUGCUGACGACCCAGUGGGUGAGCUGCGCCCACAUCUACAGUGCCCUAGACCCGACAGCCCGUAAGAUCAACCUCGCCAAAUUCACGCUUGGCAAGUGCUCCACUCUCAUUGUGACUGACCUGGCCGCCCGAGGCCUGGACAUCCCGCUGCUGGACAAUGUCAUCAACUACAGCUUCCCCGCCAAGGGCAAGCUCUUCCUGCACCGCGUGGGCCGUGUGGCUCGGGCUGGCCGAAGUGGCACAGCCUACUCCUUGGUGGCCCCUGAUGAAAUCCCCUACCUGCUGGAUCUGCACCUGUUCCUGGGCCGCUCCCUCACCCUCGCCCGACCCCUCAAGGAGCCCUCAGGUGUGGCCGGUGUGGAUGGCAUGCUGGGUCGGGUGCCACAGAGUGUGGUGGACGAGGAGGACAGUGGUCUGCAGAGCACCCUGGAGGCAUCGCUGGAGCUACGGGGCCUGGCCCGUGUUGCUGAUAACGCCCAGCAGCAGUAUGUGCGCUCACGCCCGGCGCCCUCGCCUGAGUCCAUCAAGAGGGCCAAGGAGAUGGACCUUGUGGGGCUGGGCCUGCACCCCCUCUUCAGCUCGCGUUUUGAGGAGGAGGAGCUGCAGCGGCUGAGGCUGGUGGACAGCAUAAAGAACUACCGCUCCCGGGCGACUAUCUUUGAGAUCAACGCCUCCAGCCGAGACCUGUGCAGCCAGGUGAUGCGUGCCAAGCGGCAGAAGGACCGCAAGGCCAUCGCCCGCUUCCAGCAGGGACAGCAGGGGCGGCAGGAGCAGCAGGAGGGCCCAGUGGGCCCAGCCCCGAGCCGCCCAGCACUGCAGGAGAAGCAGCCUGAGAAGGAGGAGGAGGAGGAGGCGGGAGAGAGUGUGGAGGACAUUUUCUCAGAGGUCGUGGGCCGGAAGCGGCAGCGGUCAGGACCCAACAGGGGAGCCAAGAGGCGGAGGGAGGAGGCCCGGCAGCGGGACCAGGAAUUCUACAUCCCCUACCGGCCCAAGGACUUUGACAGCGAGCGGGGCCUGAGCAUCAGCGGGGAAGGGGGAGCCUUUGAGCAGCAGGCAGCUGGUGCUGUCCUGGACUUGAUGGGGGAUGAAGCCCAGAACCUGACCAGGGGCCGGCAGCAGCUCAAGUGGGACCGUAAGAAGAAGCGGUUUGUGGGACAGUCAGGACAGGAAGACAAGAAGAAGAUUAAGACAGAGAGCGGCCGCUACAUCAGCAGCUCCUACAAGCGAGACCUCUAUCAGAAGUGGAAACAGAAACAGAAAAUUGAUGAUCGUGACUCGGACGAAGAAGGGGCAUCUGACCGGCGAGGCCCAGAGCGAAGAGGUGGGAAGCGAGACCGUGGCCGAGCAGGUGCAUCCCGGCCCCACGCCCCAGGCACCCCUGCAGGCCAAGUCCGCCCGGAACUCAAGACCAAGCAGCAGAUCCUGAAGCAGCGGCGCCGGGCCCAGAAGCUGCGCUUCCUGCAGCGUGGUGGCCUCAAGCAGCUCUCUGCCCGCAACCGUCGCCGCGUCCAGGAGCUGCAGCAGGGCGCCUUCGGCCGGGGUGCCCGCUCCAAGAAGGGCAAGAUGCGGAAGAGGAUGUGAGGACCAGGACCCAGCCCCGUGGCUCCUUGAUUGGCCUUAGGGUGGGCAUCAGCAGACGUUCCCGUGCACCACUGUGUGCCUGGCCCUGUGCUGGGCACUGGGGGCACUCCCUGCAAGAGCCAUCAUCUGUGAAAAGGAGCACUGUAUGGCCACAGAAGGGCAGCAGCUGCGUCAACCUAAGACAGAGACAUUUGAACAGGGCCUUGAAGGGUGUGCAGGAGAUCGCCAGCAAAGCCAGGCAGGCCAAGACUUGAGUUGGCAACUCAGCUGCUGCUGCUUCCAUGUGUUCUGGGUUCAGAGGUCAUGGCUGCACCGGUCAGAGCCCUGAGUGCCUCAGGGUUUGGCAAUGGAAUUUUUAAUGUAAUAAAUCUUUAUUGAGCACUG